Molecule: messenger RNA, 318 nt
Organism: Rotaria sp. Silwood2
Lineage: Eukaryota; Metazoa; Rotifera; Eurotatoria; Philodinida; Philodinidae
Source: the annotation of a GenBank genome assembly
AUGACAACGUGGCAAUUAUCAGUAAAAACAAAACCAGCUAUCAUUCAGCGUGCUAUUGAAAAUAUUACUUAUAUUAUUCAAUCUGAUAAAAUUCCUGAAUUGACAGUUUCAGCAUUGACACAAGUUCGGAAAAGGAUUAAUGAUGUUGUUGAAACUUAUAUUGAAUUGAAUACUAUUCGGGGAUGUUUAAAUCGUGCUUCACCCUCAUUUAAUUGGAUUGCAAAUGUCGAUGAUGGUUCAUGUGCACCAGCUCAAAUAAAGUUUCAAUUCGGAGGCUUCAUCCAAACUUGUACGGAAGACAGCCGCUUGCCACAGUAA